Messenger RNA from Entamoeba histolytica HM-1:IMSS, 507 nucleotides. RefSeq lists its product as uncharacterized. The transcript has a single exon. The record is from RefSeq and is a predicted model, not a curated record. Lineage: Eukaryota; Evosea; Mastigamoebida; Endamoebidae. The coding region runs from base 1 to 507 and encodes 168 amino acids.
AUGAUAGCAAAAAGAAGUAAUGAAUAUAGAUUUGAACAUGGUAAAUUAGAAGAUUUAAUUGAAAGACUAAAGAAAGAAGAAGAUAGUAUUGUCUGUAAAGGAAGUAGAGGUUUAUAUGAACAAACUAUUAAAAUGGUAAAAGAACGAAUGGGUAUUAGAGAAGAGGAAUUCAAAGACUUUAAAGAUGAAAUUCAUCAAAUUAUUAAAGAAAUUAAUUUAGCACAUGGAAAAUGUUAUAAUGGAAUUGUUGAUGGAAUUGAAGGAGAUCAACAAAAAUGUAAAGUUUGUGUUAAUUUAGCAGAAUUUAUUUUGAGACAAGCAAGAAAUGGAAAGUCUAAAAAGAAAAUUGCUCGAAUGGUUUUAGCUCGUUGUAAAGCCUCUGAUAAACCUCACACUUGUUACUCUGCUGCUAUGAGCUUAAUGGCUAAUUUUGAUAGUAAAGUUAUUGAAACUACCCCAUUACAAUUCUGUGUUCAUUCUAAUAAAUGUGUUGUGAGAGAUUGGUAA